AUGAAGUUGAUUCGCGGCCGCUCGGUCUUACCGGUGGCGGUGUCGCUUUUGUUAGCGGUGGCGGCGAUUCUGUUGCCCGGGGCCGGUGCGACGAGCUGCAGCGUCUUGGAUUCGUGCGGAGCUUGCAGAAACACGACCCUCUGUCACUGGUGUCCGGACCAGCAGUGCCACGUUAUCGGGAGCUUUCAUGGCUGUGCCUACGGGACAUACUGCUACAACAACAACCAGUGCCAACGUGAACUGCCCGAGUUCAAAGGUUACGAGGCCCCGUCCAUCGCCGUCCUGCUCGGCGUGUUUCUGGUGGGCAGCACGACGCUCUUCUGCGGCAUCGCCGGGAUCUCCAUUGCCCGCGAGUACGCCAAAGAGUCGGCCGCCACCCGCCGGCAGAACGCCCUCAGGGUGACGACCUUCUCCCCGGACCGGUCGGUCAGGCUCACGGCUGCGGAGCCCUCCGGAGACGGCGGUUACAUCACGCUGGCCGGCGACGACGAUUCCGAAGAACACGACGACGACGCCGAUGAUGAGAGCAGCGUCCUCAUGCGUGGCGGCGGGAUCGGCACUAGAGGUCCCUCCGGUCCCUCCGCCGCAGAAGAAGGCGGAGCAGAGGCCGCCGCCGCCACCGCCACCGCCCCGGCGGUGCCGAAAGGAAAGAGGGACUUCGGGCGGGCCGGGGCCAGGAGGGUAGGCCGCAGCACCAGCAGAACGCGUCGCCGCCGCCGCCGCCGGGAGGCGGCGGAGGCCGAAGCGCUUUCCGGCCCCAGCCCGCUCGCGCGCAAGGUUUACUGCGUGACCCGGCUGGUCUGCGGCACUAGUAUGGCAGUGGCUUCGCUGAUGUGCGGGGUGGUUAUUGGGUUCGCUCCCCACGCCCCCGGCGUGAACGUGUGCAACACGGAGUUCGAUUGGGGUUCUAUCGUCCACUCGAUAAAGUCGGCGGGCGUGGAGGCGGACUUCCAGAUUCUCGUGAGCAUCUACAACCCUAACGUGCUCAACGCGGAGAUCGAGACGGGGUCUGCCCUCCUCUACCACGGGGAUACUGAGGUGGGCGUGAUGGCGUUCGAACCGGCGCUCCUUGCGGGGGGCUACGUGACGGACAUCCUGCUGACCAUCACCUUCAAGACCGAGGUCUGGGAAGAGGCGCACCUAGGCUUGGAGUACGAGACCGGGCAGCUGGCCUUCCUGAUGGACGCGACGAUAUCGGCGUCGGUGAUGUGGCACGGCUACAAGACCUACCCCUUCACCUUCUCGAUUAACAACUACUACAUCAAGGUCGCAGACACGACGGGCUACGACCGGAGCCUGUGCAACUGCACGCAGAUGAUGCAGGGCGGCAAGCGUCCGCAGCAGGAGCGGCCGCAGCUGCGCUACGACCAGGUGGCCGAGCUCCCGUUUGAUGUUGCCGGUGACGGCGGCGGUGGUGCUCAGACUGCAGGAGAGGGAGAGGACCGACAGGACGCUCUAACGGCCGCGGAGGGAGUUCUGCCGCCCACGAUGCGCGACGAUGUCGGGAGCAGGGUAGCUGUAAAGCAGUAGCAUCGAAACUUCGGGGGGAGGGGGGGGGGGGGGGACGGCGAUGGAACUUUGUGAGUCACAGGUCGGAGCACAAAAUUCGCCGAUGGAGAAAGACGAAUCCGGGCUUCUGGGUCCUUGGACGAGCGGGAGUCAAGCAACUAUUUGUGGCUUCGGUUUUGGGCGGAGGGUGUAGCUUGUCCGAGUGGUACGGUGCGAGCGAUUCCACGACGUCCGCGCUUGUCCCACUAUCACUUGUGUUCGUGAGGUUUGUUGGAACUGGGGCGGCGGCGGUCAAGCGCAUGGGAAGCUGUUGGUGGGGUUGUUGUCCUCCUGAAGGAAGGCGUGAGUUCGUCAAGAGAACGAAAGGUGGUGUGUGUACUAAACUGGUGGUAUGCUACAAGAGUAUGCACCGGUGCAAAAGUAUGCGCGGUUGGACGGGAUCUUACUUUCCGAAGGCGCGCUCGAUCUGCUCGCUUCUGGACUCCCGAUUACGCCUCCAGCCAUUUACCGGAGGAGACCACUCAAGACAACACCCCUUCGGCCUGCGCCCUCUUCUAUGUAUAUCAUUAUGGGCUGGGGUUGAGUGGAGAGCGCGUGCCGGAGGGCCGUGGAACGCCUGUCUUCGCAUACAGAGAAAAACGAACCGGUGGCAUGGGACGGCACGCACCGUGCCGUGGCCACGGGCGGCAUGAAGCGGUGGUGUAGAUGAGCGUGCCGCGAUAGGGCAAGGGUAACGCGGGGGGCUUUGGAGCAACACGGGGCGCCCUUGUUUCAAGUCUGCGUUUUCGUCUUUGCGGGUUUCUUCCUUGGUUCCUCGCGCGCGCUUGUCCGGGGAACGAUUCGGGAAAAGAGCCUAUCUCUCGCUGCUCCUCGUGCAAUUGUCUUUCUAUUUUGUUGUUGUCUUGAUAGUAUCGAUCGAUCGGCUUUGCCAGCCUUUUUCGAGUCGAUGCAUGUGUAUGGCAAAUGAAUCCCAUGUCUAGUGGAUCGUGUAAGUAGCUCUUUGCCUUGUCGUUACGGUUGUUGUUGUCUUCGUUCUGUUCUGGGGUGCGCGAGGGGAGGGAUCGCCGCAUCUCAGGAUCACUUCAAAAGACAAGACCGUCAUCCAGGAGAGGUUAAUGUAUUUAGUUGGGAAAUUAUUCCCGGACACAAAUAGCGCGAGGGUCGAACGGGAGGUUGUACAUGGGCGACUGUUCAUUAGUCAUUGCAUGCAGUCCAUGUGUUCGCGUUGACGACACCGACGAAAGGACGAAUGGUGUUUGCGCCCACGUGUAGUCUUUAUUUGUGCCUGUCAAGAACGUCGAACGAACGUUCGACAGCGUUUGGGUAGGUGUUGGUGGUCUGUCUUCCCCGGGCGUUUCGCAAAUGAUGGCAAUAAUCUUGUGUCACGCUGUAGUUUUGGUAAGUAGGGAAUUGCAUGCCUUCUCUUUAGCGUGAGAUGCUGCCCAGUGCAGAAGUCCACCAGGCCCCUUGGGUGGUUGUGUAUAUAUGGUACCAAGCAUCAUGCCCUCUCUGUAGAGGUCGGCCCGUAACACCAGCAAAACUGCUGCUUCCACGCGUUCAAGCGAAAACCAGUGCCUUGAUUUGGACACAGGAUGUAAAUAGACGCGACGCGGGCAUUCUUCUCUUCUUUGUGACUGUUGUGUUUUUGCCGGGGGGUCAGAUGGCGGUGGCGGAACUUUCCUCUCAACCCACCCCCUGCUGCUGGGUGAGGCUAUCAAACUUUUUUUUUGGUGCAGGUCAUUUGUUUGGCUCUCAAAGGCCCUGGCAUGUUGUGUUCAUGUCCUGGCGGGGGUGAAAAAAGGCUCGGUCGUCGGAUCCGGCGUGCCCUUUGAAUUUGAACCAAGGUUUUUCUUUUUCUUUGUGGUCGUUCGCUAGUCGUGUUUGUUUGUGGUUCUCGCUUCGCCAGGGCCGGCAGAAUGCGGAAGUCUUGUUUUCAUCGUGUGCCAUGUUCUUCCUUCCGCUGUGCCAUGAUACGCGCCAUGGACGGUGUACUGCAGUGUGAAUCCGGUCAUGGCUCCUUUUCUCACCAACACUUUUUUUUGUUGUGCAAACGAAUGGGGCACGAGUAUUUCCAGGAUACACAGAAAAAGGUCGACUCAAUGGUCGACAAGGGAAGGGACACAUGUCCUUCUCCUGAUACAAAAUAGGGCAGGCACCGCCAAAGGAAAUUCACACCUACGUAAACAUAAAGAGAGCCUCCGUCGUGUGCAAACCCGUGUGUCCCAUCAUACCGAAAGUCUUUUCAUAAAGCCGACGUCCAGAUUAAAUGGGACUUAACGAAUAUGCCUCCAUCUUCAAAACUACUGUAGAAGGCACGGGAGAUAAUGUCGUCAAUGUUUGGUUCUUCGAACAUGGUGCUUUUCAGCCAAGUGCUUCACACACUGGUGAAAAUUAUUUGUUGACGUUCACUCGACGGACCGACAAAUGUGAUGGGUCUGUCUCAUCCGAAAGAAAAGUAACAAGGAGUUACGAGUUUUCUCGGCGAAAGAACGACGGCUGGCUGUCGUAGCGUUUUGUCACCACCUCACGACAUCCAUCCGUAAAAAGCGUUUUGACUCUACGAACAGCGUCGUACUCCACCCACACAGCGUGCGCCCACCCCAUGUUAAUGCUUGGUUUCCGUUAGCGUUUCUUCCUUGGUGCCACGCCUGCACGCCAAGAACGGUCGUGAACACCUCCACCAGCCUCUGCGUUCCUCGUUAAUCAAUCGUGCUUGGGUUUUGUGUAUGGGACGGACGACUACCACGGCCUUUCUCUAGCGUGCACUUGACAGAUCAGCUGCUGCUGCCCCUCCCCCACAGGCACAAAACCACUUUUCUUCGGUGGGAGGAACACGCACGCACAGCGCGGUCGAUGCUAAUUCAAACACAUAGUACACAAAACACACCAACAGUGAUCGUGUUUCUGUGAAGGGACUUCAACAAGAGAUA
Molecule: messenger RNA, 4439 nt
Organism: Ectocarpus siliculosus
Lineage: Eukaryota; Phaeophyceae; Ectocarpales; Ectocarpaceae
Source: the annotation of a GenBank genome assembly